Cydia amplana is the source of this 1150-nucleotide messenger RNA. RefSeq lists its product as uncharacterized. The transcript has 2 exons. Bases 137 to 1078 code for a protein of 313 amino acids. Lineage: Eukaryota; Metazoa; Arthropoda; Insecta; Lepidoptera; Tortricidae. The record is from RefSeq and is a predicted model, not a curated record.
ACACAUACGAGCGUUUCUCGGAAGUGUUAAUUGGAAAUGGCCGUAUGACCCGUUAAGUUUCCGAAAACACAUCCGCGCGUCAAACAAAUGCACAUGUGUGUCACCCGACUACGCAUACGUUAGCUCCCUAUAAAACAUGAUCGCAUACUCCGAGAGCAUUAAUCCUGGAUUAGUAUUCACACUCAGCAGACUUCGUCGUUACUCUGUGGUACACUUGCAACGAACCAGCAGUCACUGUAGCUAUCCAAAACAGUUGCGCAUCACAGUUUAUACCAAAAUGGCCUACAAAUUAUUUGCGUUUCUGAUAAUCGCGACAGCUUUCGUGUUGGUUCAGUCGAAGCCUCUUGAACAGUUUGCGGUGGAGCCAGUUGCAGAAAUGAUGGAGACAGCAGAAGCACAGCAUCCAUUCCUGCCGCGGUUUGCGAUGAAGAGAUUGAAAGAGAAACGCGAGGAGGCGCAGCGUAGGAACGGACACAACGCGCAAGCUCGUGGUGAUAACCGACGCAGAGCGCCGUGUGUUCAAAAUGGAUACGGAUAUGGCGUAAAAAAAAUGAAGCAAACGGUGAUUGUACUGUUAUCAUUGGGACUCGUCGGUGCACUCGCAAAUACUAUACAAUCGGAUAAUAAUAAUAAGGCUCUACCUGAGCCCAGUGACUCAGAAACCAAACAUGAAGAUACUUUAAACAAAACGGAACAAAAGGACCCUGUUGUUUCAUUUAUUGAUACAGGAUUGAUCAAGGAUGACGUGCGAAAUGGUGAAGUCAGCAUUACGAUUGAACAGGAUUUAAUACCCCCGCCAGUCGAAAUAGCUCAAGAUCCUCCGACUGAGGUGUACAUCACAGACAUACCAGAGUUCCCGAUAGAAGUUAAUAAUUACGACAGAACUUUGCCUGAUGGCUACGAAGAUGAGAUUAUGGACGCUGCAGCGAACUGGGUCCCGGUGCCGAUAUUCCGAAGGCAAAAGCAUAAAGCACACAGGCGAUUCUUCGGCCCCAAACAUUUCAUACAGAAGCCAUACCGACGGUUCCACUAUUAUCCGUACCACGCGUUUUACCGGCCUAGACCUUACUUUUUCUAGAAUAUUUUAGUAUUCUUAUUCUUGCCAUACUUAGUGUAUUAAUUUAAUAAAUUAUUUUAUAUUGCUACAUAA